Messenger RNA from Salvia hispanica, 1236 nucleotides. NCBI's taxonomy places the organism in Eukaryota, Viridiplantae, Streptophyta, Magnoliopsida, Lamiales, Lamiaceae. The record is from RefSeq and is a predicted model, not a curated record.
AUGGCAGAGGCAUUUCUUCAACUCGUUCUUGACAAACUGAUCUCUCUUAUCAACCGGGAGAUCGGACUGAUCUUGGGUGUUGACAAUGAGAUGAAGAAGCUCUGCAGCACUCUCACCACCAUCCAAGCUGUGUUGGAGGAUGCUGUAGACAAGCAAACCGAGAGCAAAGCAAUUCGAAACUGGCUUCAAAAGCUCAACGCUAUUGCUUACGAGGUUGAUGACGUUUUGGAUGAGUGCAACACUCAUGUCUCCAAACUCAACCACUCUCAUUCCAAACUCAGCCGCUACAGCCUCAAGAAAAUUUUGUAUUGCCACAAAAUUGCAAGGAGAAUGAAGCAAGUCAACGAGAAAGUGGAGGCCAUUGCUGCGGAGCGCACUAAGUUUCAUCUGCGCGAGAUGCCUGUUCAUAGGCCAAGAGAAGUAUCUCUUGCGUCGCGCGAGACGGCUUCCCUGUUGAACGAGUCUGAUAAGAUUCUUGGCAGGGAAGAAGAUAAAGACAAGAUUGUGAAGAUGUUGGUGAAUGAUGUGAAGGAUAAACAGGAGAUGUCUGUGCUGCCAAUCAUCGGUAUUGGCGGACUUGGCAAGACCACUCUCGCUCGACUAGUCUUCAACGAUCCGCAAGUGGAACAACACUUCGAUGUAAGGAUUUGGGUUUGUGUUUCUGAUAACUUUGAAAUGAAAACUUUGGUGAAGGCCAUGAUUGAAUCUGCCACGGGGAGUGGAAAAGCAACGGAUCUGCAGCACUUGGAUGCUAUAGAGCGUCGCCUCUGGGAAUUGUUGAGCAAAAAAAGAUAUUUGAUUGUGAUGGAUGAUGUUUGGAAUGACAACCAGGAUAAAUGGUUUGAGUUGAGAGAUGUUUUAUCAUGUGGCUCAGCUGGUUCAUCGGUUGUCGUCACCACACGCCAGAAGAAGGUUGCUGAUAUAAUGACAACACUUCCAUGUCAUUGUCUUGAGGGGCUGUCGGAUGAGCACUGUUGGGCGCUGCUGCAGCAGCGCGCCUUCGGACCAGAUGAAGAGGUUCCUCCCCAGCUGGAAAUAACUGGGAAACAUAUUGUGAAGAAAUGUGCUGGAGUGCCCCUUGCUGCUACGACGCUUGGAGGAAUCCUACGAUUUAAAAGGAGAGAAGAGGAGUGGAUACAUGUGAGAGACAGUGAGCAUAUGGAAGUUGUCGGGAGAAGAGAGUUUGAUAAUGCCGGCUUUGAGAUUGAGUUAUUAUCAUGUUCCAGUGGAACUUAG